Messenger RNA from Aspergillus puulaauensis, 1044 nucleotides. RefSeq lists its product as uncharacterized. NCBI's taxonomy places the organism in Eukaryota, Fungi, Ascomycota, Eurotiomycetes, Eurotiales, Aspergillaceae. The record is from RefSeq and is a predicted model, not a curated record. Gene Ontology annotation, cellular component: membrane. The coding region runs from base 1 to 1044 and encodes 347 amino acids. The transcript has 2 exons.
AUGGACCCUCAAACUGGCAUAUACGAGUACAAAGCGAGUCAUGUACUCCCGAUUGUCUUUGCAUGCGUGCUGAGCCUGUCCUUGUCUACGCAUAUCUACGAGAACUUCCACUAUCGCUUCUGGAGGGUGACGUUUUGGAUGUUCUGGGGCUCUCUCAUUUACACCAUCGGUUGGGUCCUACGCACCAUCUCCAGCUACCACCCGGACAAUGUCAACAUCUACAUCGCCGCCACCGUCUUCAUCUACGCCGCUCCCCCCAUCUUCUCCGCCUCCGCCUAUAACAUCCUCGGCCGUAUCAUGCACUACAUCCCCAUGUUCGCUUGGCUGAAUCCCAACCGCACGGUCCAUUUCUUCGUCUACAUCGGCGCCCUCGUCGAAGCCCUCACAGCCGCAGGCGGCGCACGCAUCGCAACAGGCGCCAAAGAGCCACGCCUCUACCGCAGCGGCGCAACCCUCAUGGCCGUCGCCGUCAUCCUCCAGUGCAUCGUCGAGCUCUGCAUCGUCUUCGUCAUCGCAACCCUCCACCGCAAGUGCGCCCGCGCCGGCAUGCUCCCGCGCAACCUCCGCUUCCUCUUCUACACCCUCUACGGAACCUCCUCUCUCGUUCUUAUGCGCUGCAUCUACCGCGCCGUCGAAUCGCUCUACACACUUGAUCCCCCUGGCGUCGCGUGCGGCGCGACCUGCACUUACUUCCAGCGCCACGAGUGGCUGCUCUACGCGUUCGAUGCGGCCCCGAUGGUCAUUUUUACUUUCUGGAUUAAUCUGCUUCAUCCGGGGCAGUAUCUCCCCCGUGACAAGAGACGGUAUCUCGAUACUGACGGCAUGACCGAGCGCAUGGGGCCUGGCUGGUUGGACUCGCGGCCUAGGAUUGAGACGUUCAUCGACCCGCUUGAUAUCUCGGGUAUUAUGAAGAAGAAUAAACACCAUACGAAGUACUGGGAGGAGGCUGCGCAGUGGCCUGUUUGUGAGGACGCGUUUUCGGCGGGGACUGCGUCGAAUGUUCGGGGGAGGGAAUCUGCUGUUCCGAAGCCGGAGGCUGUUUAA